AGAAAAGGUUCGUCCUCCGUCCGUCUGCCACCCGCUUCGCCCCACCACACCACACGGCACACGUCCGCCUGCCAGCACCACCCCGGGAUCCGACGCCUUGGAAACUGGAAUAUCCCCCUCCCCCACCAUUCAUCCUCUCCCCCUUCCUCCUCGUCGAGCUCACUGCCCACCCUAAUGGCGGCCUUCCCUCUCCUACUCCUCCUCCUCAUCUUGCCCUCCUCCCGCGCCGACGCCGUGGUGUCGAGGAUCGCCUUCGGCUCCUGCGCCAACCAGAGCGCGCCCCAGCCCAUAUGGGGCGCCGUGGUGGGGUUCGACCCGCAGGUUUUCGUCUGGCUCGGGGACAACGUCUACGGCGACAACAAGCGCCCGUUCCGGGUGAUCGGGAGGGAGCGCACCGUGGGGCCAUGGAAGAACGUGCCGCGGUUCUACCCGUCGACCGAGGAGGAGCUGCGGAGGCGCUACGUGCUCGCCAAGGCACAGCCGGGGUACGCCAGGCUCAGGAAGAGGGCUCAGGUUAUUGGGACAUGGGAUGACCAUGAUUAUGGAUUGAAUGAUGCAGGAAAAGAAUUUGAUGGGAAAGUGUUUACUCAAAGGCUUCUGUUAGAUUUCUUGGAUGAAGCUGAAGAUAGCUCACGGAGGAAACAAGCUGGUGUUUAUACCUCAUAUAUGUUUGGCCCUGAAGGAAAACGGGUGAAGGUAAUUAUGUUGGACACCAGAUAUCACAGAGACCCACUAUUAAGUGAUGGAACUAUUCUGGGAGAUCCUCAAUGGCAGUGGCUGGAGAGGGAGCUUCAUGGCCCUCACUCAGAGAUCACCAUCAUUGGAUCUUCUAUCCAGGUAGUGUCUAAUCUUUCUGCCACCACUGAACCUUUGUUCUAUGUGGAGUCCUGGGCGCGCUUCCCAAGGGAGAGAGAAAGGCUUUUCAGAUUGAUCGAAAGCAGUAAGAGAACUGGAGUGAUAUUUAUUAGUGGUGAUGUUCAUUUUGGAGAAAUCGCUAGGUUUGACUGUGGAGUUCAAUAUCCAUUGUACGAUGUUACUUCAAGUGGUCUUACCCAAUCUGUCGAGAAUUCUGUGCCAGCAUUAUUUCAACCUCUGAUGAGACUUCUUGCAGUACUAACACCGACUACCAUGCGAGUCUUAAGCCCUUACUGCCGGUACAAAUCAUGCACAUGUGGCCAACCUAAUUUUGGAGCUAUUGAAAUUGAUUGGAAUGCUGUACCUCCGCAGAUUAAACUUGAACUAAGAGAUGUUCAAGGCCAUUCUGUUCACAUUGUGGAGUUCCCUAUAUCUGAAUUGCAGCCAUCAGAUGCACAUGUAACAAAAAAACAAGCACAUACUUUUGAACGGCAUUGUACUCUCGAAACAGAGCUUCCAUGGCUAACACGAUACAGGCUUGCUCUGCUGUUCUUUGGCACUAUAGCUGUUUUUGUAAUAGCUGUGGUGCUGCUAGGGAUCGCCUGCUUGUCAGCUACUAAUAUGUUGAGCAAAAAAUCCAAGAAAGAAUAGCUAUGAGGUGCUGGGGACAGAAAGGAAGAUUCUCGGCCCAGCUACACUCUGAAGCUGAAUUUCACACUGACCAGGAAUACUGCAGACUCUACCCCGAGUGGGCAAGAAUCAACAUGACACUUCACUAUCAUCAGUGCACGAAGCUGUGCAAUUUACACAGCAAACAUUGGAUAGAUGUAACGAACAAGUAACGUACAAUCUUGUACUGUCUCUAUAUAGCAUGUUGAAUCGCUGUUUGUACCUUCAGCUACUUCGGUUUUUUAUGGGCAUACUGUUUCUGGCUGUUUU
Molecule: messenger RNA, 1794 nt
Organism: Phragmites australis (common reed)
Lineage: Eukaryota; Viridiplantae; Streptophyta; Magnoliopsida; Poales; Poaceae
Exons: 9
Coding region: 175-1506 (443 amino acids)
Source: RefSeq, a predicted model, not a curated record